AUGACACAGGAGGCCCGUGACCAAUUUUGCCGUGAAUCAUGGGAUAUGGGAAAACCCCUUGUCUAUGACACUGAGAGAUCGAUAGAGAAAACUUAUGAAAAGGCUUCUCUAUACUGGAAAACCUCGUUUAAACUAGAGACUGUAGAACUGACUCGUUGGAGAAACAACAAGAGGGACACACUUGGAAUGGCUAACAAAAAGCAAAUCAGGAAGCUUGCAGGGAGAGUUUUGUGUGCUGCUAAUGAAAUAGCCGUGUGGAAGAAAAAUACCAACAAUACCGUAUGUCAAGUUUGUCCAAAAUGCCGAAGAGCGCAUGGUCUAAACCAUGCAUGUGGAACUGUUUUGAAGACAAAAGAUUUAACCAGUCCUAUUAGAUGCGAGAGAUGCAUCAAAGGUCGCACAUAUUCUCCCAAAAAAUCAACCGACAUGUGUAAGCUCUGUACAAUUUGCCAGGAAAAUCGUGAAGUUGAAAGACGUUGCACACGCCGAAAUGAUACCAUUUGUGGUAAAUGCAAGAAAAAGCAUUAUGAGGAAAGACAUGACUUUGGAUUUAACUCAUGUGAGAAAUGUUCUCAGUGCUGUGGAGAUGGCAAAGAUAAAAUAGAACAGCAAUGCGUCGACCAAGGCUUACCAAGUGAUAAGGUUUGCAGUUAUUUGGAUGCUGAGCGUUGUAAGAAACACAAAGAUCCAAGCGUAAAAAUAUCGACGACUCCAUCGAAAUUGCCAGGUUUAACGUCACCAAUGCCAAUUUUGCUACGUUUACAACCUAAUACGUCUGAAACGACAAGCACUUACAGAUCCCCGCAGCAAUAUAUUAUCAAUAAUAAUAAUGUCAACAAUAACAAUGUCAACACUGGCCCGAACACCCUCGGACUUAAAGCCGGCAUCAGUAGUGUGGGUUUGGUAUUGUUAUUGUCAUUGGUUGCUGCUUGCCUUUACAAAAAAUGGAGACGUAAAAGACGGAAAAGCCACAGUGGAAUACAAUCUCCCGGUAACGAUUCGGAAGCCCCUGAUCCUCAGACAAUACCGCUGCGGCAUUUAGAUGAGUCAGCCAAGGUAACAUCGUACCUGGAUGACCCAGAAACAUAUCGCACCAAUGGACCUUACGAACAAAUCUGCGAUCAUCUCAACAAACUCAAGUACAAAGACUUCGAGGCAGUCUGCAUCCGCUUGCGUAUUCAACGUCGAAAGGUACGUAACUUCUAUCCCCACGAAGGAAUAGGAAAGUUUGAGGAGGUCCUUACGACUUUAUCGUCUGAAAAUACUAAAGUGACCCUUAAAGACAUCGCCCGGGCUUGCGAAAGGCACCAGUGUGUGGUCGAUCUGCUGAGAUCAGAAGACAGACGUCUUCGAAAUACACAGCGGAUUAUCGAUGAGGAAACGGUAGUAGAAUAAACUAACUCACUCAAUAAUUAAUACUUGUGACAAAUCCUUAAACGUAAUCUUUAGUGCUAGCCUAUUGCCAUGAGUUUUGCCAGUGAAUAAUAGAGUUCAUUGCAAUACCACAACGCAUUGUUUUUUAUAAACUCCAACGAUAGCUGUGUUACAAAAUUACAAUUCUGAACUUUUCAAAUUGCUUUCCAUUGAAGUUCUUAACUGAACGGAGCUGAUAUAGUCACUCCAUGAAAACGUUUUUUCACGGCGAUAAAACGAGCAGCAAUGCAUUGUGGUCUUGUAAUACACUGUCUUUAGUAUUCAACGUUUUCUGCACUGUUGACCUUAUCCUCUGUAGUGGCUCCAGAGAGACGAGAUGGACGGCUUACCUCUCGAGAUGUCGCUGGAAAAAAACUUCAAAUACCAUCGAACGUAUUGAUGGUUUGAGAGCGUGUUAAAAAUGCUUUUUAUGCCUUGCCUCUGGAAAGAGAAUUACGGUCUUUUCAGUCCAAGGUUUACGAGAUCUGUCAUUCAAGCGUGUGAAUGACAGAUAGAAAGAUAACUAGUAGAUAAACUACAGUCUGCCACCGGUUUAUUCUGUUGGUCAAAACUAUUCCUUCUUCGAAAAGAAAGUAGAACAAUAAGAGUUAUCAACCAGACCAAAUCAACAAGAAAAACCGGAAUUAAAAACUUGUGGCUAAGGUCGUGAUAUCUAGUAGUUAUCUUGUCAGUUAAUGCUCUUAUAUGCUCUAUAGCAUCAUCAAUCAACUGACAACUUACUCUUACUCAUUCAAUAAUGUUAUCUUUAUUUUACGAUAAAAAUGUUUGGACGAUAGCAGUCUGUAGGUGCGCAUGCGCAUUUGUUAGAAAUAACCGCCUUCACUUUUUUCACAUUUUCGUAUUUCAUCAAUAUAAGGAGCUAUCAGAGCAUUAACGAGAUGAUCGAGUAGAGAGAUAUAGACUGGUCGCCUUGAGUGGGCUGACAAACAAUAAAAACGGGAUCGGGGUGGGAUCCAAAUAGUCUAUAGUCAGUGCAUGUUCACUUGUAUUGAAACUUUUGAUGCAAAUCAUGUCUUAARUCCCGCUUCCCUAUCCUUCUUAAGGUUUAUUUCACAAUAACUAUUUCCAAAGGAAAUCGUCUUUUUUCAACCUUUCUUUUCUCGUCAUUUGCCAUAAAAAAACAUCGCGUUCCCUCGUGCAAGUAUCUCUCGGUAUACUUUCUUCAAUUCAACUCAGUUUCGUUGUGGAAGAACUAAUAAAAGCUACGGACAGGGWAACGGGUCAUAAGACAUGACUUUCAUCAUUGUUUUCAGUUCGUAAGGCUCUCUUAGYUUUUCUUGGUAUCAACUUGUGUUGUCAAUAUUGUGAAACAAACAUCACCAACAAUUUGAAUUUUUGCUAAAACAAAGUACAGUUUUUAAGAUUUUGUUUUUACCAAAACCUUCACGUUUUUGCCUUAUUUUUAUGACCAAGGAAAAAUUCAUAACAAUUUAUGAAUUAUCUUGACUGUAGCAAUAUUAAACUGCAAGUUGAUACUAUUGACUGUAUAUAUACUGUUUGAUAGCCCUCUUUUGAUAAUCUAGUUCAGAAGCGAUGAGASAUAAAUCAAUCAAUGAAGACUGACGAGGCUCCAGUGYAAAUGAUGAUAUAUUCGUGAUCUUGAUAAGCCUUUUCUUCAAAUGUGCCCUGUCGCUUGAACCAGAAUAUCUAUGGGGGGUGUAACAAAAAACAACAGGGCGGAUCCAUYUAGUUGGUGAGAUACAACKUCCUCUUGAGAGUGACAUUGUCCUCUUUGAUACACUUUACCUAAWUUAUUUUUGUUGGCUUUUGGACCAUUUUAUGGUGUGCACCCGGCUCUCCUAAAGUACCUCUCCAUGAAUAAUAUCUAAUCUUGGAUCUACCCCUGAACACUUUUUAAAUUUGUUUUUUAAUCCGUUUUUGUAGAAUCACAAGCUUCCAUUGCCUUCUUGUAAGUAAAACAUUUCCUAACAAACAAUUUGGCGUCGUUUUUAUAACUUUUCUGAAUUUUUUAAUGUAAUUGACUUGUCGUACAGUGAAUUUCAAAAUAGUGAGAUAAAUCUGACRGAUCGCAGCCCAUGGUGCAACGCGAAAGAAAAGACCGAAUUGUUUGUCGGGGAAACGUCUUUGCUACAAGUAGCAAACCAAAUGUAGAUAGGAUUUCUAGAUUUUAUAGAAUAUUUUUCUAGGUGAAAAGAUAUAUUUUCAUCUGAAAUAACUUUUUAAUGGUAAUCAUUUGCUGUAUUAUAGUUAUUAUAUUAUUAGUUAUUAUUAGAUUAAUAUUAAUAUAUCAAACUAUCAAUUAACGUAUUUGAUCAGCAUUUAUCAAGCAUUAUACUAUAGCUGUAGAUAAAUUUACAAUCAAUGUUUUAUAGAGAGAGCCUUACCGUAUAUCUAUCUAGAUAUUGUGAUAUGAUCACAAUAAAUCCAAUUUUUAAUAAUUAUUUCUACUAGUGACAAGUAGAUUAUCUCUAGAGCUAUUCUUGGAAGACUGUUAGAGUUCAUUCAGGAAUAUAAUAAGUGCACUCAACUCUUUCAGAAAUGACAAAAUUGUCAAUUUGACGAUUGCAUGGAACCUUUUUGKUCCCGCAAUUUCCUGCAUGGAAUUUGAAUUCAAAAUCUGACAAACAAAUGGAAUUGAAUCCCAGACGCAAKCCAAACUCAGCUUUUUACUGAGAAUAGCUGUUAGAACAAAAACUUUUGAAACAAAUUACAAAAAAAAAAUAUAAAAAAAUGAAAAUAUAUWAAAAAAAAUUUGCAUCAAAYACAAUUACAGCACAACAUAAUAUGGAAGCUUGUAUAGACCAAAAUAAAAUAUGAAUCAUCACAAA
Molecule: messenger RNA, 4223 nt
Organism: Exaiptasia diaphana
Lineage: Eukaryota; Metazoa; Cnidaria; Anthozoa; Actiniaria; Aiptasiidae
Product: tumor necrosis factor receptor superfamily member 16
Exons: 5
Coding region: 1-1395 (464 amino acids)
Biological process (GO): Rho protein signal transduction
Cellular component (GO): plasma membrane; cell surface
Molecular function (GO): coreceptor activity; death receptor activity; nerve growth factor binding
Source: RefSeq, a predicted model, not a curated record